UGUGAUAUGCGAGUGUCUGUUUUCGACUACAGAUGUACGCAAUAUAAGGUAAUCAGCUAAAAUUUAACCUUUGGCAGCUGAGCUCAUUACUGAGCGGAAUAAUUGAGCUCCCAACAGAAAACAACUGCAUUGCUUUGUGUCUAGCGAUGUAUAACCCUGUGAGAAGUCUGGCUUAAACUGUUGACGAGUAAUAACGAUGCGAAUUUCGGCAGUCUAAAAUACAAACUACUUCGAAAUCAACUUGCUUAGAAAUGCCUUUGUUUGGCAAAAAGGAUUCGGGCAAGAAAGCCAAGGCGAAGGACAUAAAGGAGCUCAAUAAGCAAGUGUCGAUUGAAGAGAAGUACAAUCUUCACGGACUCCUGGGGACUGGAGCCUUUUCAGAAGUACGCCUAGCGGAAAGCAAAGAUUCGCCAGGCGAACAUUUUGCAGUGAAAAUUAUCGAUAAGAAAGCUUUAAAGGGAAAGGAAGAAUCUCUGGAGAAUGAAAUUCGCGUUUUGAGAAGGUUCAGUGCAAAUCAUUUCGAUGGCAAAUGUCUAAAUGGAACGCGGUUAACUCAUCCAAAUAUAGUGCAACUCUUGGAAACGUAUGAGGACAAGUCAAAGGUGUAUCUCGUUAUGGAGUUGGUUACUGGUGGCGAACUCUUUGAUCGCAUUGUCGAAAAGGGGUCCUACACUGAAAAGGACGCUUCUCACCUUAUAAGACAGAUACUAGAAGCGGUUGAUUAUAUGCAUGAACAAGGAGUCGUCCAUCGUGAUCUUAAGCCGGAAAACUUACUCUACUAUAGUCCAGACGAUGAUAGCAAAAUAAUGAUCAGCGAUUUUGGUUUAUCUAAAAUGGAGGAUUCUGGAAUUAUGGCUACAGCCUGUGGGACUCCAGGAUAUGUGGCUCCUGAGGUGCUGGCGCAAAAACCAUAUGGAAAAGCCGUCGAUGUGUGGAGUAUUGGAGUGAUAUCAUACAUUCUUUUAUGCGGCUACCCUCCGUUUUAUGACGAAAAUGAUGCUAAUCUUUUCGCACAGAUUUUAAAAGGCGAUUUCGAAUUUGAUUCACCCUAUUGGGAUGAAAUCAGUGAGUCCGCAAAGCAUUUCAUUAAAAACCUUAUGUGCGUGACGGUAGAGAAGCGGUAUACUUGCAAGCAAGCACUUGCCCAUGCUUGGAUUUCUGGAAAUGAGGCCAGCAGCAGAAACAUUCACGGAACCGUGUCAGAGCAGUUAAAGAAAAACUUUGCAAAAUCUCGUUGGAAGCAAGCCUACUACGCCGCUACAGUGAUCCGACAAAUGCAGCGAAUGGCGCUUAACAGCAAUAGCAAUGCUAAUUUUGAUUCUAGCAAUAGCAGUAACCAAGACUCUACCACUCCAACAGCAGCGACUGGAGAUUGGACUUCUAACGUUCUCUCAUCGCAGCAAUCUGUACAAAGUCAUGCACAAGAAUUGAACAAGUCGGGUGGCAGCACAAAUGCAGCAUCGCAGUAGCAAAGUUUAUAUUCAAAAUAAUGUUACAUUUAUAAUGUUUUGAAUUACAUUUUUGAAUUUUAACAAUUCUAGUCUAGUAAAUAUCUCGUACUAACGAAUCCGAUAAUUUCUCAAUCGAAAAUGCCAAUCAAAUUACAUGUGCAGCGCACCUGCACUGUUUCAUCUUUUAGUAAUAUUCACAUGGCGUAAGAAUACUACUAGAUAACAAUACACGCUAUUGGAUUUCGAAUUGACGAUUCACAUUAUGUUAUGCAAUUUCUAGGUUUCAGUUUUUCUGGACUCGAUAAAAUAUAAUUUGACUAUUUCUUUUACAAAUCAACGCAACUGAACAUCUGCGGCAAACUUGCUUACGAAUAAUAUAUGCGGUAUAUUGCAAUACAAUAAAUGUAAUAAUUUUUACCUUCUUAAAUGAUUGUGAUGUUUUUCCACUAAUUUUUAUUCUUUUUUAGAUAACCAACUUUUGUACAGUUUUCGUAAUCAAUAUUUUAUUUAAAAAUUUAGUAUUUCCAUUUUUGGAUUAAUGAACCAGUAAUAUUAGAACAACGAGAAGCCGAGAAAUCUUGCCCAACUCAGCGUUCCAUCAUUUCAAAGAUAAUUUUCUUCAUUUUCUUGCGACAGGUGAAUGAAUUUAAAGCAUAGUAGGUCUGACCACCUUUUUGGUUGGCAAUCAAAUAUUAAUUGUCAUGUCAAGCUUCCGAUUUCAAGAAAACGCUUGUCCAUAAUUUGGUGUUGACUGGAAAUUUUUAGUUAUAAGAUGCCAUGAAAACCAGCAACUCACAAUUAUUAUUAAAAUAAUACUAGGCUAAUACUUUCUUGUAACAAAUAUCUAUAUUAAACAUCCGAAGCGUGAUCUCACCAAAGAUUAUGUUUUUUUCGUCAAUCAAUA
Molecule: messenger RNA, 2355 nt
Organism: Drosophila simulans
Lineage: Eukaryota; Metazoa; Arthropoda; Insecta; Diptera; Drosophilidae
Gene: CaMKI
Product: calcium/calmodulin-dependent protein kinase type 1
Exons: 10
Coding region: 252-1469 (405 amino acids)
Biological process (GO): protein phosphorylation
Molecular function (GO): ATP binding; calmodulin binding; calcium/calmodulin-dependent protein kinase activity
Source: RefSeq, a predicted model, not a curated record